CUUUUUCUUUCUGAUCUUAUAGUAAAGGAAGUAGCCAAAAGAUAAAUUGUUGUAACUAAUUCACAUAAGAAGAAAUGGAGUUGCACUCAGACUCGCUCUACAAGGGACUAUUGCAAAGUCCAGAAUUGUCUGAGUAUAUACUGGAGACUGCAGUGUACCCAAGGGAGCCAGAGCUUCUCAAAGAGAUCAGAAUUAUAACUGAAAAUCAUCCACUGAGUAUAAUUGCAAGUGCACCAGAUUCUGGCCAACUGAUAUCCCUACUACUGAAACUGAUAAAUCCCAAAAAGACUAUUGAAAUUGGAGUCUUCACUGGAUAUUCAUUGCUCCUUACAGCACUUGCAAUUCCUCGAGAUGGAAAGAUUACAGCAAUAGACUUGGACAGGGAUGCAUAUGAGAUGGGAUUACCAGUUAUCAAAAAGGCUGGAGUUGAGCAUAAAAUCAACUUCAUACAAUCAUUGGCAUUAACAGUGCUUGAUGAACUCUUGGAAGAUCAUGAAAAUAGAGGAAGUUUUGAUUUUGCUUUUGUUGAUGCUGACAAAGUUAAUUAUCAAAAGUACCAUGAGAGACUAUGGAAGUUGUUGAAGGUGGGUGGUAUAAUAGUAUAUGACAAUACACUAUGGUUUGGGACAGUUGUUAUGCCAGAGGGAUCUGUUAUGGAAGAAAGAAGAGAAGACAGGCUUCACAUCAUUGAAUUUAAUAGGUUUCUAGCUGCUGAUGAUCGCUUUCAAAUUUCUCAAGUUUCUUUAGGUGAUGGAAUCACAAUUUGCAGGCGACUCUGAAGAUUCUGCCGUCUAGAGAAAGAAUUAGGAUUAAAGGUUGUCGGUUUUUAGCUGUUGCGAUAAUCGCUUUCAAAUCUCUCAAGUCCCUUUAGGUGAUGGAAUCACCAUUUGUAGGCGACAGGAUUUGAAGUUUGUGGAUUCAGAGAGGCGAAAUAAAAGCCUAGAUGGUGACCAAGGAGAUUCAAGGGACUUUGAUUUCUUCUUUGUUCCUUCUAGGCAUAAUAUAUCUCUUUAGUAGUUGUUGUUGCACUAAUUAUCUAGCUACAAUGUAUCUUUCUUUUUAAAUAAUUUCUCCAUGUUGCACUUGUUUGGAAACAGCAUACGACAUAAAUGUAAGGUGAGGCUACGUACGAUUGUUGCUGCACUAAUUAUAAGCUACAAUGUAUCCUUCCUUUUAAAUAAUUUCUCCAUGUUGCACUUGUUUGGAAACAGCCUCCGACAAAAAUGUAAGGUAAGGCUACGUACGAUUGUUGUUGCACUAA
Molecule: messenger RNA, 1261 nt
Organism: Capsicum annuum
Lineage: Eukaryota; Viridiplantae; Streptophyta; Magnoliopsida; Solanales; Solanaceae
Product: probable caffeoyl-CoA O-methyltransferase At4g26220
Exons: 5
Coding region: 75-779 (234 amino acids)
Molecular function (GO): S-adenosylmethionine-dependent methyltransferase activity; O-methyltransferase activity
Source: RefSeq, a predicted model, not a curated record